Molecule: messenger RNA, 1429 nt
Organism: Protopterus annectens (West African lungfish)
Lineage: Eukaryota; Metazoa; Chordata; Ceratodontiformes; Protopteridae
Gene: LRRC18
Product: leucine rich repeat containing 18
Exons: 3
Coding region: 467-1237 (256 amino acids)
Molecular function (GO): protein binding
Source: RefSeq, a predicted model, not a curated record
UUUAAACAACCUGCCAGAACCAAGCAAACUGAAAGUUUACAAGAACUAACAAGCUUAGCUGUAUUUCUGACUGCUUUAUUUCUGCCAUGUAGGAAUGUAUUUGGGAUUUUCUUUUUCUGUCUUCUGAACAGCAUUUUGCUUCUUUAACCAACACUUUACCAACUAACAGCAAAUGGGCUUGAAUUGCACUCUGUUUUCUGUUUACACAAUCAUCAGGAGGAACCAAUUCAUUAUUUAGAAGACACAGAGAUGGACGAUGACUAAUAACAGCUAGAAUAAGAGAAUGUUUUCAUUAACAACAAGGAAACAAGCACACUGUUCCACUUUCUUUCUGCAAGCACCUGCAUUCCCUCAGUCAACAGAUGAAUACCUCCUUCAAAGCUGCAGCCAUACGUAACAUUUUCACUGACAUAACACAGACUUCCUCCAACAGUUUUCCUGUGAGAGUUCAACCAGUGGCAGAAGAAUGCCCAAAGGAAAGAAGAAAGGUGGCCCAAAAGGGAAAAAAAUCACUCUAAAAAUAGCAAAAAAUUCAAUAAAGGUUACCAUUGAUGGCAAGAGACGUCUUACUCUCAGCAAUAUGGGUAUCACAACAUUCCCAAAGUGCAUUCUGAAGCUAGCAGAUGUGGAAGAACUUGACCUGAGCAGGAAUAUGAUUAAGAAAAUUCCAGAAACCAUUGAAAAAUUCCAGAAUCUCCGCUGGCUAGACAUUCACAGCAACCAACUAGAGAAGCUUCCAGAGACCAUUGGGCAGCUCCAAAAUCUACUGUACCUCAAUCUUUGUAAUAACAAACUUAAUGCAAGUAGCCUACCUAUGGAAAUAGGCCAGCUGAAGAACCUACGCUACCUAAAUUUAGGAAUGAAUAACUUUGAGACUCUUCCAUCAUGCCUAGCAGGUCUGAAGGAACUAAAGGAACUGGGCCUGUUUGAUAACAAGCUUACCAGCCUCCCAGAUAAAAUUGUCAAGCUGCCCAAACUCAACAAAAUGAAUGUAAUGCGCAACCCCUUCCCAAGGCCUGAAGAUGAUGACAAGCUAAUUGAUAAAAUUAAGCGUACGGAAAGUCUUUACUUAGUACACGAGCAGGACCUCUGCAAAUCAUGCUUCAAGAUGUGUCAAGAGGAAAGAGAAAAACUAAACAAAUUAAAGAACACUGCUUCUUCACAGCGUAAAUCCAACUAUGGUAGUCUUGCUACUCCUAAUUCCACAGCAAAAGAAACCCAAGAAGAAUGGAGGUGAAAAGAGAAUGCAGGUGGAUAAUAGUGUUAGUUUGCCAGAGAAAAGACUGAACGUACAUAUGGACUAUGUAUCACUGGGACUCAUUCUGUUUUUUCAGAUUUUUUUUUCCUCAACAUCUAGAAAGUUGUAGGUACAUAUUACAAAACCAUUGUUAUGCAUACUCAAGGUCUAAUAAAAAGAACAAGUAUUAAA